This is a messenger RNA of Chironomus riparius, 2477 nucleotides long. The record is from the annotation of a GenBank genome assembly. Lineage: Eukaryota; Metazoa; Arthropoda; Insecta; Diptera; Chironomidae.
UUCAAAACAAAAAUAAAUUUAUAAGAAAAUUAAAAUAGCUAUAUUUAAAAAAAUGUACAGAGUUAAUCGUUAUAAAUUUAUUGGAGAUUUGCACAGAAAAGUGACUAGAUUAUCAGUAAAUAGUUGUCAUGCGUCUAAUAUCCAGCAAAAUGAGUGUACAAGCUUUCUAGCUCUUCCUCAAAAAAUUAGCAUAUUAGAUCAUAACAAAAAAAGUGAUUGGAAACAAAUUAAUCAAGAAUAUUCGGCAAUUUUAAAAAUAUUCAGUCGCUCAUUCUCAAUACCUGAGCAUUCAAUUAUUCGUCUGCUAAGGAAUUCAAUUUUUAAUUGUCAACAUAAAAAUGAUUCAAGUAAGAGUGGAAGUAAUGUCAACAAACAGGACGAAAAGAAUCCAAGCUAUAAGCCAGAUGGAAAAUAUGAUCCUCCAGACGAUGAAAAAGAUCCGAACAAAGAGAGACUAAUGGCUUUUUUUAGUAAAAUUUUCUUUACUGGAAUCCUCAUAUUUAUGCUUUUAUCACUUUUGAUACCACCAAGAAAUCGACCUGAAGUAGCUAAUCGUUAUGUAUCAUGGAAUGAGUUUGUUCAUCAUAUGCUAGCAACUGGAGAAGUGAAGGAAUUAAUAGUACAUCCGGAUUUAGACAUGGUGACCAUCAUUCUUCAUGAAGGAGCUGUAAUUAAAGGAAAGAGAUUACCAUCAAAUUAUCUGUUUUUUCAUAUGGCUAUUGACACAACACGAUUCGAAGAAAAGCUAAGAGAUGUAGAAAAACGACUUGGUGUACGUGAAAAUGUAGCAAUAAGUUUUGAAAGAGGCGGUGAAUUAGCGGGUAAAAUCUUAUUCUCAUUAGUUUCACUCGUCGUUGUCCUCGCAUUAUUAAGUAAAUUGAAGGGAAUGAAAGGACCAUUAAGCUUUGAUACAUUCUCACAAAUGGGCCGUGCUAAAUUUACUCUAGUCGAUUCCUUUGAAGGAGGAAAAGGAGUAUAUUUCAAGGAUGUUGCUGGAUUACAAGAAGCAAAGCAGGAAGUAAUGGAGUUUGUAGAUUAUUUAAAACAGCCAGAACGAUAUCAAACAUUGGGUGCUAAAGUUCCAAAAGGUGCUCUUCUUCUAGGACCACCGGGCUGUGGAAAAACACUUCUCGCAAAAGCAGUCGCCACUGAAGCUCAAGUUCCAUUUUUAUCAAUGAAUGGUUCUGAAUUUAUCGAAAUGAUUGGAGGAUUAGGUGCCGCUCGAGUUAGAGAUUUAUUUAAAGAAGCAAAGAAAAGGAGUCCAUGUAUAAUUUAUAUUGAUGAAAUAGAUGCAAUUGGUAGACAGCGCGAAGGAACUGGAUCAUUUUCAGGGAUGACUUCUGGAGAGAAUGAACAAACUUUAAAUCAAUUACUUGUUGAGAUGGACGGAAUGGUCAGUAAAGCUGGUGUAUUAAUGUUGGCUUCAACAAAUCGUGCUGAUGUCCUUGAUAAAGCUUUAUUGAGGCCUGGACGAUUUGAUCGACACAUCAUGAUUGAUUUACCAAAUCUGCACGAAAGACGAGAAAUAUUCGAGAAACAUUUGUCGGGCGUUUCACUUGAAGAAGCGCCAUCAACAUACUCAAAACGUUUAUCAAUUUUAACGCCUGGAUUUUCAGGUGCAGAUAUAGCAAAUGUCGUAAAUGAAGCAGCUUUGCAUGCAGCAAGAAAUAGCCAAAAGGUUGUUAAAGUUAAGAAUUUAGAAUAUGCAGUAGAGAGAACGGUUGGUGGUACUGAGAAAAGAACCAGUUCAUUGAGCCCGAUAGAAAGAAAAACUGUAGCUUAUCAUGAAGCUGGUCAUGCAAUUGUUGGUUGGAUGCUUCCAAAUUCUGACGUUCUCUUAAAAGUAACAAUUGUUCCGCGUACAUCCUUAGCACUUGGAUUUGCCCAAUACACUCCAAAAGAACAAAAGCUGUACACAAAAGAGGAUCUUGUUGAUAAAAUGUGCAUGGCUUUGGGUGGAAGAGCUGCUGAGAGCUUAACAUUCAAUAAAAUUACAACAGGUGCUCAAAAUGAUUUAGAGAAAGUCACUAAAAUUGCGUAUGCACAAGUCAAAGUAUUUGGUAUGAACGAGAAUAUUGGACUAGUAAGCUUCACUGAUGAGAAUGAAGAAGGAAUGUCAAGUGGAAAACCAUACUCGAAACAUUUACAUAAUAUGAUCGAUAUGGAGGCUAGAAAGCUUAUAAAUGCUGCUUAUAAUAAAACUGAGAAACUUCUCAAAGAUAAUCAAGAUAAGCUUGAAAAGUUGGCACAAUCACUUCUCGAGAAGGAAACUCUCAAUUACGAUGAAGUCGUUGAACUUAUUGGACCACCAGCAUUCGAAGAUACAAAGAGAAAAAUUGAGCCCGUUGAAUUCGAAGAUUCAUUAAGAUCACUUUCACAAGAUGAUAAAUAAAUUGUAUAGUAAAAAUAAAAAAAUAAAAAUUGCUUCAGAACCUUAUAAAUAUUGGAUUCGAAAUAAGCCUCGAAUCUACGAGUAA